This is a messenger RNA of Pocillopora meandrina, 5564 nucleotides long. Lineage: Eukaryota; Metazoa; Cnidaria; Anthozoa; Scleractinia; Pocilloporidae. The record is from the annotation of a GenBank genome assembly.
AUUAAUUCCGCGAGGCCAGACAUUUUAAGAAUUUCUUCAUGUAGUUACAAACCAGCAGGAGAGUUUCGUUGUGAUCGUUGUACUAAGUCGAAACUCCGUACAAAAACCAGUGUUACUUUUGUGGGUGAACACCUCCAGAGGUAUCAUAAUUUUCUUCAGCUAUGACAUCAACUAGAAUGCUAACACGCAGAGACUCCUAUAAACAGACGGACGCCAAGUUUGCGUUGUUGGGGGCAAGGAACGUGGGUAAAUCUGGUAGGUUGCUCUCUAACUUUGAGACAAAUUAUACAGAAUUUAUCGCUUUUAGUAGAAUGCAUCAACCUGAAAAGAACGGGUACCCUUUCCUCAAAUUGCGUCUUCUCUUGGAACGAGAGAUCAAAAUGAGCGCCUGAACCGGCCAAAACUCAAGUUCGUUCAAGGAGUAUGAGAUGCUCCUCCUCAAAUUCGAGUUUAAACUCGAAGAUAUACUUAUUCAUAGCUGUGUAGCCGUCCACAGGACAUAACCAUCCACUGAAAGUAUGAGGCGAACCUGGAUGGUGCGCAUUUAUAAGAUUAGGGGUAAAAUCUGCAGCCUCAAAACUUUGACAAACACGUAUAUAGACUGUUAUGGUUCCAUCACCUCUGCAACAUAUGUUAGGAAGAGUUGUAAGGCCUACAAGGUUAACUUCCUGAGGAUCAUUUUUCACUGGGAAAAUCACCUGUACAUCUCUUCUAAUAUAUAUCAAAACUACAGCGGACUAAACUGCAACGGUGUUACAGAAAAAAGGUGUUACAAUACGGUUUAAUCAAGUUACGCAACUUGAAAAAAAAGAGCUAACGAGUACCUACAACGUUAGUGCUUCCGAAACAGGUUGUUUUCGAUGGACUUUGGGUUCAUAGGGCCAGAUUCGACUAAAAGUUUAUAAAUUAAUAUACGAAUGUACGCGCACAUUUUGAAAUACAGAUGUUCAUAGCGUAUUAUCUGAGUAAUCCUUAAGACUUUAGCGACAUCGAUGUUUACAUCAUCUGCCCAAAAUUGAAAUUGAUUAAGUGAACAAUCUAAAUCAACGGAACAGGAAAUAAAUAAUUAUAAUUGUCGUCUUUCAAUCAGUGAUCUAAUGUACUUAUUUAAACGGGACAGAAAAUUGAGAUUAAUAAGGAUUCAGAGUUUGAGGUUCAAACUAACAAUUAAAUGUUUUCAACCGUGGCUCAUACAUAAAACUAAGAUGAAAAUAAUAAAACUUGAAAAUAUUUCCAGCAAAAGUUUCGAGUUAAAGAUAUCAAGAUUCCUAUAUCAGGAUAGAGUUUGACAGAAUCACGUUUUCGGGUCAAAUUGAGCUAGUCAUUGAUGAUUCAGAUCUGCAUUACUUCGAAAGAAAAGAGUUUGUUUAAUCAACCUCUAAGUUUUAAAUUGUGUAAUGACAUAUUUGAUAGACAUAAGAUGUACGAGUUUACACUGUGGAAAAAACUCAUUAGUUUUACCCAGCCUUCUGCAAACAAACCGUUUUUACCAUAUUCCAUUAGAGCCAUGAAUAGUUACAGUGUGAAGAUGAGGUAUGGAUUUCACAAUUGCGUGAAAAUUACGUUCCACAUUUGAUUGUCCUUCUAUCACUUUGUGCGAGAAAAUUGAAGUUAUUAUUGAAACAUUAUUGAAAAAGGCAAAAACGGCAUUAAAUCUAAGGAGAACUAAAAGGUGAAAAGGGCUUCCAACCAUGAAUAUUUCAAUAACAUGUCGGAAGUUGAUUUUUUACAUUUCGCUUAAAUUGAAAAUAUAAUUUUCUUACAGUGAUAAAUACACAGAGCAUGUGAAGCACAGUCAAAAUUUGCACAGGCGUUUUUUAAAGGUUUAAAACACAGCAAAUUGAAAAGAGGAAACAAUGGCUGUUUAUCUCUAGCGAAAUAAGCAAAAGAAAAGAGUUGAAUAAAUUAGUUUAAUCAUGCUUUUAAAAGUGAAUUACUGACAAAGCACUUAGGACAAAUUAGGCUCAAAGAUUACAAGGCCGUCGCCAUAAAGAGCAGAGUAAAAAGAGUAGGGUUCAUUCAUCGAACUUCGAACCUUUCUUGCUACGUAAUCAAUAACGGGUCUCCUAAAGCUUGCUUCUGAUAAAAUAGGAAUGUAAAAUAUGAUUUUUGUUCGUACUUAGCAAUUUUUGUUAAUCAGUGCGCUAAUUAGAGGGGAGCUUACUCUAGCAAAACAUUUUAAUCUUGUGCCUUGAAGUAAAUGAUUUAGCAUAUCUCGGUCAUCUUGGCAAAUUGGUGAACUGAUAAGUCAUUUCCAAAAUGCCCAAGCCUUUUAUUGAAAACGAGGGUAAAAGUGGUCUCAAUUAAGAAAAUUAAAGAAAUUUUUCACAGGAAAAGUUUUCCCUUUGGACUCUUUUAAAAUGUGAUCUGGAUGAGAUUUUAGAAAUCAAAAUAGGGCUAUUCAAGACAAACAGAGGGUGAAUACGUAAAGAAACAACUCAGCUCUUCGUUUAAUUUUAUAGCAGGAUGUCAUUAACAUCAAACUGCUGAAAAGUCAUCAUGUAAAAAAUUUAAAAAUUGAAAAAGCUGUGGACACUUCAUCAAACACGUACACAACAUUCUAAGCUUCCCGUAACUCGGUAAAACGUGAAUUUAAUGUAAGAUUUUGUUUUUGGUUUUGUUUUUUAUCUUUCUUUUCAAAUCAUGACUGUUUGUCUUCUUGCUUUAUCUGUGAAGUAAUUCAUACACUUUAUUCGAUGGUUUAACAUCAUCGUAAGGAUGGCCAGCUUCAAGGUACCCCAGCGAACGUCUUCAGUAGCCCUUUGACCCUUUGUGUGAUCAGUGCUUAAAUUGUUCUUACAACAUUAAGACAGUGUCAACCAGACAGGUAAUGAAAAUUCCUCGAGCUAAGCCGGUUGUGACUUUUAUUGGAUCAGCACAGUAAUCAAUAGCUGUGGCAUCUCAGCCGUUUGGUUUCACAUGCAAGUGUUCUUGUUUCUUUUUGUUCCUUUUGGUGUUUGGCUGUGUUUUUGUUUCGUUUCGCUUUGUUUACUACAUUUUUGCUGUCGUUGUUGUUGUUGUUGUUGUUUUUUUUUUCUUUUGCUGAUUUAUAAGUUACUUAGAACGUUUUCUCCCAACUGAGAGCGUUUUCUGCCGUUUAUUUUGACUGGUUCUUGCCCCUAGUAUAAGUGUAUUCAUAAAGCAUAGUCCGCCAGUGACCUUUGGUGGAUCGACCCUGAUCAGAUCAUGAACUGAACCCAAAAACCAAGGGAACUUGACCGUAUCUGUACGUUAACUGAAUCAGUUCAAUCUAAUUAAGUGGAAGCACGCGGCAAACUGACAAUAAGUAGCUUUAAUUCUAUCGACGGAAAUCUGGACCAUUAAAAAAUUUUGCUUUACUUAGCUUUGGAUUAUAACACCCUAAUUAUUAAAGCCGCAUUUACACAAGAGAGAUUUCCCUGACUGUAUAGAGGAGACAAGUGGCAAUCUUUCCUCCUCCUGUCUUCCAUGCGAGACUUUGAACAAGGACACUUGUCAGGAAAAAAGAGAACUUUUCAAAGAUUCAUUAUACCAGUGUGAAUAACUUUAAAAGGGAAUUCGCCAAGAAAGCGUGAUAAGGGUUUAAGGUAUAUGCUCCUACAAGUUUUCCCGGCCAAGUAGCUAUAACAAGUUGUUUUUGCUUUAGCACGCACAAGGAUUAAAAUUUUACUUUGAAAAGUAUACCAGCUAUGGAAUACUCGCUGAUGUAAAUGCGGUUUAAGUAACUAUUUACACUUUCUCAAGUACAUCAAACCCUGUUUUGUUGUGAUUGUUUUCUUCGACAGCAAUCGCAGUAAGAUUCCUCACGAAACGUUUUAUCGGCGAGUAUGACUCAUCCCAGGGUAAGUUUGCCACAUCCCUAAGAGUGAUUUACAUCUCAUUUCUCCUUACAAUAAUACCCCGAAAUCAAGCAUUAAGGCCACAAGAAUAAGGCAAAUGAUCAACAACUAACAAAGCUCUUGAUUGUUUCACAAAUUCUUCUGUCAGUACAUUAGGAAAUGUACAAAGAGCAGUAUGGAGAAUCUACAUACUGAUGCUAGGGUGUAAACGGUUGUUACCCGUUAUCGUCCCUUCUUGGAUUACUCCAUUCCAAUUUGCUGUAAUUGAAUUGUCUAAGUGAACAUUUCACAGUUCAAAUGGUAAUUCUGCUCUUCGUAACAAGAGUGAAAGUAUCGUGAUGCUGCGCCCAUAAACUUCUUAGUAUAAGUGGAUCUGUCGCAGACCUCCUCCUGUGACUCAGCUGACCUGCUCCAGUUUGAGGUUGAACAGGCGAUAUGUUCCUACCAGCGGUCCUCAAAGUUCAAACCCUAACGAUGUCAUACAAGUCGCAGAUGUACACCCUCUGAGUCGAGCUCUCAUUAUUAAGAAAAGACGUUUUAGGGUCAUGUAACUAAUGGAAGCUUACCACAGUAAUAGACGUCGAUCGUCUAGUUUCCUUCUUCAUAAAUCUUUACAUAAACCGUCUUCUCUGUUACAAAGCCCUUGAGGACUUAUAAUCUAUAUCUUCUAAAAGUUGUUACAUUUCUUUCUUUUUUCUUGCAAAAUGCAGACUCUACGUAUCAGUUCAAUUCGACUAUUGACGAAGAGCAGGUUAACUUGGAGAUUAUAGACCCAGGUCCAGAGGUUGGUUUCGGUCAAAGCCAUUAUUCUUUACGCACGACAAUCCAAAAUUGCAUAGGGUUUUCUUUAUUUUGCUCUGAGAUUGGUCUAAAAAGCUCGCUCAACUCCCUCAGCCAAUCAGAUGCAAAACAAAAAUCAAUUCUCGGCAUGGUCCUACGCUUCAACUGAAGCAACCUGCUUGCUUCAACCCAGAGUUCCCCUCGGCCUCUCGUGAUGUUUCCUUAGCUCCAAUUAACUGUUGCGAUUACGUUACUUUUGGUUUCACAACAGCUCUAGGCUCAAGCUGACACAAAAAGUGCUAUCCACUUUUAAAAAAACGCAUUAGAAAAACGAACGCUUUUUUUUUGGCGUUGGAAGUCACGAGCUGUUUCAGACUUUUAAACAGGACACCCUAACAUGUACCUUUGUAAUCUUCGCCGUUUUUCUUUUUCAGUCAAGAAACGAACAAACUGUGGGAAGUCGAGCGAUCUGGGCCGACGGUUUGAUCCUCGUCUACUCAAUAACCGAUCGGAAAAGCUUCGAGGAAAUACAACACCUCCAUAAUCUCAUUGAUCCUUUUAAGCAGAAAACAGUCGUCAUCAUCUUCGGCAAUAAAUCGGAUCUCGAACACAAACGACAAGUACCCGAAAAAGAAGCCGCCUCACUUGCAGAAAAAUUACAAUGCUCGUUCUUUGAAGGUUCGGCAUCCGAAGGACAUACGAAGAUCUCUGAGGCAUUUCACGAGCUCUACAAAGAGGUCGCCAAGAGGAAAAAAGAAAGAAAGGUGUCUCUUUCACCUCGCCCCUUACGAAAUGCUCUUGGAAAAGUUUUCCGAAGAAACAGCAGUAAAAACUUGCUACUGUCUCCUUCAGGUGCACUCAUUACAUAGCAAUAUCUCAAUUUGACCUUUAACCUCCCAGGAUCUGUUUUGUAAUUUGCCCUUACAACUGCCAGACUUAAUUACAAAUCAAUAAAGGAGGUAAGAU